Messenger RNA from Cinara cedri, 5954 nucleotides. NCBI's taxonomy places the organism in Eukaryota, Metazoa, Arthropoda, Insecta, Hemiptera, Aphididae. The record is from the annotation of a GenBank genome assembly.
CUGAUAUGAUAUUUUUCCGAUGUAUGAAAUCAAAAACUGUGAGCCGAUAUUGAGAUUAACAUUACCAGAUACCCGAUAUUUAGGUAGCUACCAAUAUUGUUCGUGUAAGGUAAUUUAAAAAAAAAUAUAUUAUUUACAAUCAUUUUGAUUUACAUAAUUUAAGUAAACGAUUUUUUAUAUUGUAAUAUUAGUCCAGGCAAAUUAAAAAAAAAAAAAAAAAAAAAAACAGGAUAACUUAAUUUUGGUAUACACCUUUAUUGAAGGUUAAUGACCGUUCCCGAACGUAACAAAACACGAUUUUUGGUUAAACUCAGAAAUAUUUUUUGAUGCAAAGUCCAAAAACAGAGUAUACAGUAUUAUAAUUACUAGGUGAUUGGUUCACAAAUGGCGAAAACAAUAAGUACUUGAAAUUUUUUAUAAAGUUCUGUGUUAUUCUAUCCAAUAAACCACUCCAAUUAGGAAUAUUAAUUAUUGUCAAGUGUUUACCAUACAUCCGCAUUAAAUCCCGGGUUUCUGUUAAUAAAUUGUAAUCGCUAAUGAUUCCCAGUCGUGAUAAAUCUUCUAGAAUAAUUUUUGUAAAAAACGCAUUUUUCCUUCUUGCUCGAAUGUUUGAAAUGCAACUUGAUGGCGUAAUCGAUUUUAAUCGAUUUAUCGGACCACUCGAUUUUUCAAACCGUUUUGGUCUAAUACAACGUGUACCGCCCGUUGAAUGAAACGUAUUUAAACCACCGAAUGUAUUAGUAUUACCAUUCGCAUUGUCGAAAACAUACUGACUAAACGCCCCAGUAAUAAAAGUUGGCUGUGCGCUAACUGUGACUGACGAUUCAAAAAUCAUUGCUACAUUGUACGUUGCUCAAACUCCCGUACUUGACAUUAUUGAAAUUGAUUCAUUAAACCCGAACGCUCCGUGUAAGUAAAUGGAGGUGCCAAUUAGUAAUGGAAAAUAAAACGACUCGGGUCUAAUUGCAGGUAUUAUAAAUAUGCGCCGGUACGUUUCCUAUGCGAAUUUAUUUUUCAUUUUUUUAAAAUGUGUUCUUUAAUGAGCGUUUUAAGAAACAAGUUAAAAGCUUCAGAAAUUUGAUUUUUGCCAAUCAUACAAAAAAUUGUCAAACAAAGGAUAAGUAUCCAGUUCAUAAAUUUGAGACUUAAUUUCUUCCCUUAUAAUUUUCGCUGUAUUUACUGCAUUGGUAGUUUACGGCCGGGUGUAAUCCUUACGAAAUUUUCGGCGUACUUUUACAUUUUCGUAACAAUUUUAACCACUUAUCGUCAAAUCUUUGUUUACUCGCAUUUAUUAAUGACCUUUAGUGUGUUACUAAGUACCUUUCAAUUAAGGUGUGUACCAAAAUUCAGCUUUCCGUUUCUUUUUCCCGCUAUUUGUCAAAAUUAAGUCUAAUUUGCCUGGGCUAUAUGAUAAUCGAAAUUACAAGUUUAUUAAAAAUAGGUAAAUUUUUAGAAAAAAAAAAAUUGUUUUGAACAGGUACUCAUCAUUAAUUUAAACCACCCGAAAACGGAGGGUUUUUUUUUUUUGUAAAAACCCGUGUUUUAAUCGCCCCAGUAGUUUUUGAGUCUAUCGGUUACAAACAGACAUUACUUUCUGUACGUACAAUUGUUAAAACUUUAAAAGUCGUUUGAUUUACCUGUGUAUACGCGUGUAGGUAAUGAAAUAUAUAAAUAUACCUAGGUACUUAAAUGUUAUUAUUUUAUAAACAUUAAUUUGUCAUUUAUUUAUAUUUAUAAAUAAAAUUUAAAAAAUUAACUAGUGUAUGAAAAAUAAAUUAUUUUAUUAUUAGUUGUACAAUUUGUUUAAGCAACAAAAUCAUUUAUUUAUAUAGAUUAAUGGUGACAUAGGUUUCGUAUUUAGUUAAUCCAGUAGGUGUCUACUAUACUCACCAUACGUUUAUUUAUACAGUAUAAACUGUAUAGUACAUUAGCAAUGUGCUCUAUUCUAUAAUUCGUGUAAUAUUAUGACUAUAGUAUAUUAAUAAUUGAAAUUAGCAAAAGCUGAUUUAAUUGGUUUCCACGCGUUCACUGUCAACGUUGUAAUUGAUAGGUACCUACUAAAAAUGCUGACUAUAGUUAUACGCAAUGGAUAGGCCACAGUUGUAGACGACGGUCACCAAUAGCGGCAAUAGGAACAUAUUUAUAUCUUAUUAUCAUUGUCUAAUUAACACUUAAUUUUUUAUUAUUUCAUUAUUUAUUUUUCAAUAAUUGCUUGAAAUUUUAUUUUCAACAUCAUGUCAUUUACAAAAUAUAUCAUCCUGCCGCCCCACCGACGAAAAAAUAUCAAUUGCACAGUAGGUAUUACCAUUGAUUAUACUUAAUACUAUGUAGAUUACCUUUUUCUUUCACCCAUAGCAACAAAUACUAACAACAAAAAGUUUAGUGUUUUCAGCCAAACAAAUAUUAUUGUAAGUCAAUACUGGCAUAGAAUAUAAAAAUUUAAGUUUAUUUAAUAUAUUAUAAAAUCAAUUGUACUAAAUAGGUAUCAAUAGUGUAUAGGUACCUAUAAUUAUAUAAAUAUGUCUUACAGAGAUUUAUUCAGUAAGUAAUUUAGACAAUUACUAUUAUAAUACUAUAGUAACUAUACCAUAUUUAUAAUUUUAUAAUUAUCUAUAAACAUUACUAAAAUAUAUAAGUAAGUAAGUUAAGUAAGUAUUCCUUAUUUUGAUAUUUCUAGGGUUUACUGAAGUCAUGAGAUCUCUAGGAUUCCAUCAACAAAUUUCAAUGGAUAGUUUCCACAAUCCAAAUUUUCCUUUAGUGGCAGAAGUUUUACUUUGGCUAGCUUUACGUUUUGAACCAGAUACUAAUUUACCACAAGAAAUCGAAACAUCUGAACAACGAGUAUAUUUCAUUCGUUCUAUUGUAGAAUUUUUUGUAAGUCACUAUUAAAACGCAUUUAAAACUUUUCAUAUAAUAAUGCAAAAAAAACUACCUCUUACAUUUAUUCUUUAAAUUUGUAGGCUCUUAAAACUAAUAUUAAGUUAAAUGUAAAGAAACUGUAUCAAGCUGAUCGAAAUACAGUUGGAGAGUUAUUAAAAAUAACAGAUUUACUAAACGAUGCACUGAACACAAAAAAAACAUAUGACAAUGAAAAUUUUUCUAAAUUAGACACCAAUUUAACUUAUAAAGUAUUUUAUGUUUAACACUAUAGAAAAAGAAAGUAUGAAAAAUGACGAAUUAUUUUUAUGUAUCUAAGGCAAAUGAACUAAAAACUACAAGAGAGCUGGCAUCUAAAAUUACUCAAAAAGGUGCGGUCUUAUUUCGUUCCUUAGAAGAAGAAGCUGAACUACGGCCAAUCAGAGAUAGUCGAGUAAAUGCUGCUUUGGAUAUUAAUGAAGUUGAACAAAGUCUUAGAACAUUAAUUGAGAAAACUAAAAGAGAAACUGAACAUACUAGAGAUUUGAUAAAGAACAUUUCAGCAACAGAAGCAAAUUUAGAUUUAAAAAUUGCAAAAAGACGAGAGGAUCUAGAGAGAAAUUCCAAAAGACUUAACACUUUAAAACAAGUGAGGUAAAUAUAUGUACGCUUUAUAAUAUUUUGUUUUAAAUAAAAAUAUAUAUGUUACAGGCGAUUUGAACCAUAAAUAUAAACAAAUUAAUUAGCAAUUUUUAAAUAUUUUCUACUUCUUACAUAUAUUUUAAAAUAAUUAUAUACCUACCUAAUUAAAGUUAUUAUUACAAAUAAAAUGUUUUGAAACACCCAGUAUAAUCUCCGUAUUUUUAAAUUGAAGAUAUACAUCCGAUAUAGUCGUAUACCGUUAGCUAGCCAUAUUGGAUGUUAAAAGUAUAAGUCAGUUGAUAAAAACCAUGUAAAUUGUAUGUAAAUAAAUAAGUAAUAAUAAAUUAAAAACUGAAAAAGAAGUGGUUGGAUGUGAUUUAGAAUGAUAUAAGGACAACUUAUGUGUGUGAGGUGGGAGAUCAGAUGAAAUGGAAGUUUAGAUUGAGGGUGGUCGACCCCAAAUAGUUGGGAUAAAGAAGUAAUAAUAAAUAUAGCACAACAAAAUUAUUAACUUAGGUAUUUAAAUUGUUUAAUUAACUUAUUUAUAAUCGUGAUUAAAAUUGCCUAGGUAAUAUGGACAAUAAUUUUUCUAUUAUCAUUUUGGCACCAUUAAUACCAGUAUUAUACACAAAUAUUUUACUUGAUUAUAUAGUCUAUUUUAUUAUAAUCUGAAACACAGCAACAAAAUAAAAUGCAUGUGAUUCUAAAGAUUAAUUUACCAAUUUUCAUCCUUUUUUAUAACUGAAUUUCUAGCAAUCAAAUUUAAAUUGUUUUAAUAAUACAUAAUGGAAAGAAAUAAUACUUUACAUUUGGAUUCUGGAAUUCACAGAAAAUAUUAUUUGUUAAAUUUUUGUUUUUAUAAAAUUAAAAUGCCUUUUAUCCGAGUACAUAGAAAAUUGGAUAGUUACACUUUGGAGAUUAUUUUAAAUAUUUCACCUUAAGGUUAAAAUUAUGUAUAGAAUAUCAUAAAAAGAAAUUUAAUUUAUGUACCUUAAUUUAUGAAUCUACAGCAUGAAUAAAAUAACUUUUUAAGGCCAGCGUUUUUAGAGGAGUUUGAGGAUCUUGAAUCUGAACUUAGAAAUUUGUAUCAAGAAUAUAUAACAAGACAAAGAUGUAUAAGUUAUUUAGAGCAUCAACAAGAGCAAGUAGCUCAAGCAGAAUUAAUACAUAUACAAGAACAACAAGUAAUUUUAUAUAAUGAAUAAGAUAUUAAGAUUUUUAUAAUUAUUAUUUUAUAAGGAAAUGGCAAAGAAAAUAAUUGAAAAUAACAAACAAGAUGACGAUUUAAAACUAUUAGAAGAUGUUAAUAAUGAGUCAUUUAAUAAUCAAUUUUUAGAAAAUCCACCAGACAUCAGUAUUAAAGGAAGAGGCAAGUUAAAAACUGCAAGUCUUGUGUUAAUUAAAAUAUCAUAAUAUUUAACAAUUUUAAUUUGGGAGAGGAUACUUUAAGUAACCAGAAAAUUGAAUAUGUCAAUUUGAUUUCAGACAUUUCAGCGCAAUAAAUUAUAGUACCUACAUUAGGUAUUUAUUUAUUUCUGAUGAUAUAUUCACACAAAUUAAGUGAAUUAGUAUUUUCUUUAACAAAAUUGAUAAUAAAUAAAUAUUAAUACUAAAUUAGUUAUUUGGUAUUUUUGCAAUUUGUUAUUAUUAUUGACAUGUAAGUAUACUAUUGUUUAAAAAAAAAAUAUUGCGCUGAAAUGACAUUGAUCUUAAUACUUAAUCUAUUCUCGCUUAUGAAUAUUCAAUCAUUAUUAGUUUAAAAGGAUUGUUAAAUAUUUUUUAUUUAAUGUUAAAAGUUGAGAACACAAAAUGAUAGACAUGUUUAUUUGUAUAUAUUUGAGCAACUUUAAAAAAUUAAUCUUGUGAAAGUCUGAAACAUUUAAAAAGUUUGCUUCUAUACUUUAUAGUUAGUAGUGCAGCAACAAGUAGAAAUCGUAGUAUGUUUGGACGUUUAUCAGACAGUGAAACAGACUCUGAUUUAAUGUUGGACGACGAAGAGGAUUCGAACAUAAUGGCAUCCGAUGGAGAACUAUCAACUUCAAGAACUGAAAAACUAGGAAGCAAUCAUAGCGAUAGUGAUAAUUGAUAAUAUAUAUAAAUGUUUUUUAGAAAAUAACAUGUAUUACUAUUGUUAAAUGUAAUCUUUGAAUUAGACAUAUUAUUAUAUUUUUUUAACAAUCUGCACGACAUCUUCAUCAUUUAAUACAUGAUCUUUUCCAACCUUUUGCGGCAUAUGUUUAACAGAUGAUCCCCAAACUAGAGCACUAAAUAAACACAUAUUGUAUUUAAUUAUAAUCAAUCAUCAAAUAAAAAAAAAAAUUUAAGUACUUACUACUUAAAUUCUUUAGCAAUUGUCCGAUGAAGUUUGUUACAAAAAUCUUCAAUACUUUUCCUUUCAUUAUGUAAAACAAUUGGUGAUCCAUAGUCCGGUAGUUGUCCUUUAGGUUUAGUGUAAC